CAGAUUCAAGGCUGCAGCCUGACUUACUGUGCAACGUGCUUAGCUGUCUGGCUGAUCCUAACCAACCUCCACCAUGGCUAAAACGGUAAUAUGGCUCACCACCUUUGCAACGUUAAUAAUCACUACUACAGCUGCUCCGGCCUUCAACCCUCUAAUCGCCAACCUAACAUCUGCACAAGUUAUCAGGGCUAAAAGAUGUCGUCGGCAGUCUCCUAUAUUUUAUCCUGGAUAUGACUAUGGCCAACAACACUUGUGCUAUGAUAACAUGGCCAACUACUGCUAUAACCCUAUGUGUUAUACGCCUGGCCACACGAACAAUUGCCAUAACAGAUGGUGUAAUGAAAUUUAUCCCUCCGACUGUUACAAUCUCUGCGGAUACGGGGCAGCAGUCCCUUAUCAAAUUCCGACACCACCUCCUAUUGCUUAUUCCCAAACGUGGCCCCCCAUACCCCCAAUUACAGGCUAUCCUCCUGCUAUCAGAACAACGUGGCCCCCCAUACCCCCAAUUACAGGCUAUCCUGCUACUAUCAAAACAACGUGGCCCACCAUACCCCCAAUUACAGGCUAUCCUGCUACUAUCAAAACAACGUGGCCCACCAUACCCCCAAUUACAGGCUAUCCUGCUACUAUCAAAACAGCGUGGCCCACCAUACCCCCAAUUGCAGGCUGUCUGCUAUCAAACAACUGGCCCACCAUACCCCCAAUUACAGGCUAUCAACUCCUAUCAGAACGUGGCCUCCAGACCAUGGCAUGUCUCGACCUCCACCUCCAAGAACGACACCACGACGACAUGCAAGGCCUCCUGUCCACUCGACCUCCACCUCCAAGAACGACACCACGACGACCAUACAAGGCCUCCUGUCACUCGACCUCCACCUCCAAGAACGACACCACGACGACAUACACAAGGCCUCCUGUCACUCGACCUCCACCUCCAAGAACAACACCACGACGACCAUAUACAAGGCCUCCUGUCACUCGACCUCCACCUCCAAGAACGACACCACGACGACGACCAUACACAAGGCCUCCUGUCACUCGACCUCCACCUCCAAGAACGACACCACGACGACCAUACACAAGGCCUCCUGUCACUCGACCUACACCUCCAAGAACGACACCACGACGACCAUACACAAGGCCUCCUGUCACUCGACCUCCACCUCCAAGAACAACACCACGACGACCAUACACAAGGCCUCCUGUCACUCGACCUCCACCUCCAAGAACGACACCACGACGACCAUACACAAGGCCUCCUGUCACUCGACCUCCACCUCCAAGAACGACACCACGACGACCAUAUACAAGGCCUCCUGUCACUCGAUAUCCACCUUGGACUAGACCACCUCACAUUCCAACACUGCGUACAAAACCCCCCAGACAAUUCAGAAAACCUUACAUUCCCCUGGUGAAGCCAACAGCUCCACUACCAACUAUGCAACCCGUGACCAGUGCCAAACCCAGGCCAAGGUGCAAUAAAGUGUGUCUUGAUGACGAUGGCAAUGUAUACCUCUGUUGUAAUGACUUUGAUUCAUCAUACCAGCGACAGGUUAGGAGACGGGAGUGUCCCCCCCAGAAGGCCCCAUGCACACCACCUCCUGACCCGCCCUCAUCACACCCCUACAAGCAUUGCACUAUAGACAACCAUUGCCCGGAGGAGGAUGGCCAAGGCUGCUGUUACAAUCAAUGUUUACGUGACUAUGUAUGUACCGACCUUAUCUCCCGCGACCACUCCAACCACCUCAACGACCAACCACAUCUUCUUAACGAGCGUCCCAACCACCUCAACGACCAACCACAUCUUCUUAACGAGCGUCCCAACCACCUCAACGACCAACCACAUCUUCUUAACGAGCGUCCCAACCACCUCAACGACCAACCACAUCUUCUUAACGAGCGUCCCAACCACCUCAACGACCGACCACAUCUUCUUAACGAGCGUCCCAACCACCUCAACGACCAACCACAUCUUUAA
Messenger RNA from Homarus americanus (American lobster), 1978 nucleotides. Its product is annotated as mucin-2-like. The transcript is spliced from 5 exons. The record is from RefSeq and is a predicted model, not a curated record. Lineage: Eukaryota; Metazoa; Arthropoda; Malacostraca; Decapoda; Nephropidae. Gene Ontology annotation, molecular function: peptidase inhibitor activity. Gene Ontology annotation, cellular component: extracellular region. Bases 74 to 1978 code for a protein of 634 amino acids.